UACCGUUAGUUCUUUCAUUUUCACGUACUAUUACAAUAUUUGCUGCAAAGUUAAGAGUGCUAGUGAUUUCUACUUUGCAGGGAUGCAUCUUUCAAAUGGUUGUUGCAAGCAUGUGGUUAUCUUCAUCAUCUUAUGGUUCUGCUGCUGUUUGAUACCGGCUGCUGCGCAAGUUAUCAAUGUCACUGACCCUACUGAAGUAUCAGCAUUGAGGAGCAUAUAUGAAAGUUUGAAGGAUCCAAAUGGACAUUUGAGACAUUGGAACGAUGGAGACCCAUGCCUAUCUAGCUGGACAGGAGUUGUGUGCUCUAAUGAAACAAUAGAGGAAAACUUUCUACAUGUUACUGAAUUGGAACUACUGAAAUUGAACUUGUCUGGAGAAUUGGCACCAGAAAUUGGCAACUUAGCUUAUUUGAAAAUAUUGGAUUUCAUGUGGAACAAUAUAAGUGGGACAAUUCCUGUGGAAAUUGGCAAUAUCAAAACUUUGGAACUCUUAUUCCUAAGUGGAAAUGAAUUAACAGGACAAGUGCCAGAUGAACUUGGCUUUCUUCCAAAUCUACGUAUAAUGCAAAUUGAUGAAAACAAAUUAUCAGGACCUAUACCUUCUUCAUUUGCAAAUUUGAACAAAACAAAGCAUUUUCACAUGAACAAUAACUCCCUUAGUGGUCAAAUUCCACCAGAACUUUCCAAAUUACCAAGCCUUAUUCACCUCCUUCUUGACAACAAUAACUUAUCAGGAAUUCUUCCACCUGAGCUAUCCAAGAUGCAAAACUUGUCUAUACUCCAACUUGACAACAAUAACUUUGAAGGAAAUAGCAUUCCAGAUUCUUAUGCCAACAUGUCAAAAUUGGUGAAGUUGACCCUUAGGAAUUGCAACUUGCAAGGACCAAUUCCUGAUUUUAGCAAGAUACCACACCUCCUUUAUAUUGACCUUAGCUUCAAUCAAUUGAGUGAAUCAAUUCCUCCUAAUAAGCUUGGUGAAAAUAUCACAACCAUUAUUUUAUCAAACAACAAUCUUACUGGAACUAUUCCAUCCUAUUUUUCUAUUCUUCCACGUCUUCAGAAAUUGUCACUUGCAAACAAUUUAUUGAGUGGAAGUGUUCCUUCCAACAUUUGGCAGAACAAGAUUUCAAAUGCUGCUGAAAUAUUGCUAUUAGAGUUGCAAAAUAACCAAUUUGUAAACAUAUCAGGCAAUACUAAUCUUCCUCCAAAUGUCACACUCUUGCUUGAUGGGAAUCCACUAUGCUCAGAUAACACACUGAAUCAGUUCUGUAAAGUUGAAGGAGCUAGUAUUGACACAAAUGGCACGUCUCCGACAAACUUCAGUGACCCUUGUCCCACUAAAAAAUGUCCACCUCCUUAUGAAUAUUCUGUUAAUUGUUUCUGUGUGGCUCCAUUGAUUUUCGGUUAUCGACUCAGAAGUCCUGGUUUUUCGUAUUUUCCCCCGUAUUUCAAUACUUUUGAGGAAUACUUGUCUUCUAAUCUAAAGAUACAUCCCAAUCAAAUAAGCUAUACGUUUGAGUGGCAAGUAGGACCUCGAAUCCUAAUGAUCUUGAAGCUUUUUCCGGAAUAUGUUGAUGAAAAUAGUUCUCAUAUUUUCAAUACAAGUGAGGUCCAACGGAUCAGAAACAUGUUCACUGGAUGGACCAUUCCUAACCGUGAUUUGUUCGGGCCUUAUGACCUUAUGGAUCCCGUUCCUUAUAAUAAUGGGACUGACACCUCUUCAAAAUCAGGCAUAAGCACGGGUGCAUUGGUUGGUAUAAUAUUAGGCUCAAUUGCAUGUGUAAUUUCGCUGUCUGCAAUUUUUAUUCUUUUAAUCUUAAGAGUAAGAUUAAGACGUCAUGAUGCAAUUUCCAAACCACGUCAUUCAUCUAGGAUAUCAAUGCAAAUUGAUGGGACAAGGGCUUUUACUUAUGAAGAAUUGUCUUCUGCUACAAGAAAAUUUGACAACAAUGCUCAAAUUGGACAAGGAGGCUAUGGGAAGGUAUAUAAAGGUAUUCUUUCGAACGGGACUGUGGUUGCCAUAAAACGUGCACAACAAGGAUCGUUGCAAGGUGAGAAGGAGUUUCUUACAGAAAUAUCAAUACUAUCAAGGAUACAUCACCGUAACCUUGUAGCUUUGAUUGGAUAUUGUGAUGAAGCAGGUGAACAGAUGCUAGUUUAUGAAUUUAUGUCGAAUGGCACACUAAGGGACCACCUUUCUGUUACAUCAAACAAACCUUUGACCUUUGCUAUGAGAUUGAAGAUAGCAUUAGAGUCAGCUAAAGGUCUCAUGUAUCUACACACAGAAGCCGAUCCUCCAAUAUUUCACCGAGAUGUUAAAUCCAGCAACAUAUUAUUGGACUCUAAGUUCACUGCAAAAGUUGCAGAUUUUGGGCUUUCACGACUUGCACCAGUUCCAGAUAUGGAAGGAAUUGUUCCUGGUCAUGUAUCUACUGUGGUAAAGGGAACACCGGGUUACCUUGAUCCAGAGUACUUCUUAACUCACACAUUAACCGACAAGAGUGAUGUUUUUAGUCUCGGUGUUGUGUUUCUGGAACUUUUGACUGGGAUGCAACCUAUCUCACAUGGAAAAAAUAUUGUUAGAGAGGUUAGUGUUGCAUAUGAAUCGAGCGAGAUAUCAUCAUUUAUUGAUGAACGCAUGGGGUCUUAUCCAUUUGAGCAUGCAGAGAAGUUUUUAAAUUUGGCCCUAAAGUGUUGCGAAGAUGAGCCAGAGCCGCGUCCUAAAAUGGCAGAAGUGGUUAGAGAACUUGAAGAUAUUUGUUCUGUGAUGUCAGAUUCAGAUGCCAUGAGAGAUUCAUCUACAAGCAGUGGUGGCAAAACAGUUAGCUUUGUAAGCAGUACAACUUCUUCAUCCUCAACCAUAAAGACUACUUUUGUAUCAAGAAAUGUAUAAUGCACCUUUUCAGUAGAGUAAUACUAAACAUCAAGCCCAUAUAGAACUACAAAAGUUGAAUACUAUUAGCUUUAGCAAUAAUGAUUGAUUUAGUGUGUGUUUUAUUAUUAUCCUGCAAAUUAAAUGGUGAGAUCAUAUGUAAAUACAUUAGUUUCUUUGAGAGAUUUCCAAAAUAUAUGUUUGGAAGAUUGCAUGUUUAUAAUGGUUGAAUAAAUAUAAAUUUGUACAUUUGAGACAUGA
Messenger RNA from Medicago truncatula (barrel medic), 3133 nucleotides. RefSeq names its product probable LRR receptor-like serine/threonine-protein kinase At1g06840. Gene Ontology annotation, molecular function: protein kinase activity; ATP binding; protein binding. Gene Ontology annotation, biological process: protein phosphorylation. The transcript has 20 exons. Bases 83 to 2893 code for a protein of 936 amino acids. The record is from RefSeq and is a predicted model, not a curated record. NCBI's taxonomy places the organism in Eukaryota, Viridiplantae, Streptophyta, Magnoliopsida, Fabales, Fabaceae.